AUGAGCUUUCCCACCUCGUUCGCCGCGGGCACCUCCAGCUUCGGAUCGCAUCUGCUCUGGCGCGAACGAGCCAAGCGCACCUUCUCGUUCACGCGCCGCCAGCGCGCCGCAUCUCGUCGCCCAGGACCCAACCCGUACGCCCGACGCCGCCUCGGGCUGCGUCUGCCCGAGUCGCUGCGCCCGCGGCACUCUCGCCGCUCCACCGACUCCGAGCCUGACCGGCCCGACGCACAGUCGACAGAUCGGACGGAGGCCGAGGUGGCGGGAGUGGAGAUCCGUGACCCGACGGUUCGAACAACACGAACACCAACUGGGCUAUCCAACCAGUUGUCUAGGCUACUGAGGGUCAGAAUGCGGAUGGCGCCAGACAGCUCUUCUUCGGGGGCUCCGGCCACAGAUGGCCGAUUCGCCGGAGAGGCCGGCUCAAACGAGACCGAACCUCGAAUCCCGCCCCAACAUCAUCAGCAUCAGCAUCAACAACCAUACCGCCAACAGCAUCAUCAAGCCUCGCCUCAAACGCGUCAGCAUCAGCAUCAGCAUCAGCAUCAGUGUGGGUCGGUGGCCGAUGCGAAAGAGGGCCCGCCACAGACUGGCUCCAGAGCGGAGGGUCGAGCAGACUCGGCUUUAACGCCGCCGGUGGCGAGCAGGCAGCCGCAUCACACGCCGGCCCCAUUCGUCGCAAGCACGACCAAGCGGAAACAGAACAAAGCCUCUUUGAGCAUAGAACCCGGCGAGAGGGCAAGCCGACGAGAGGAGAGAAGCAAAAGUAGGUAA
Molecule: messenger RNA, 774 nt
Organism: Protopolystoma xenopodis
Lineage: Eukaryota; Metazoa; Platyhelminthes; Monogenea; Polystomatidea; Polystomatidae
Source: the annotation of a GenBank genome assembly